GGACACCCUGAAAGAAGAAGACACAUCACCGUCAUCUUCCUCCCAAGUCAGUAUUAACACAGCUACAGCAACAUUUGCUGCCACCACAGACGAGCACAUCAUCACCAGCAGCACCAAGUCAUGCGGUGACAGAACACCAUCUUCCUCUCCGCCCUUAUCGACGGUCAAACACAAGCAGAUUGUGGACAGUCCGCCAGACGAUGUCCGAGCUUUCUUUGGACAUCCGUUAACCAGAGCCUCUAAUGCUCUCAAUGGCGAUGACGCAGACAACAAUGCUGACUCUGAAGCCUUACUUCAUGAAUACAUCAGUUUGUCAACGGCUGAAAGUGAGGAGCUGAAAACCACAGAGAAACUUCCAGCUUUUCUAGAGAUUAUCAAGUUAGUAUCGCUUGUUCAUUUCUCUGUCAAUGUUGUGCUACCAUAA
Molecule: messenger RNA, 424 nt
Organism: Candidula unifasciata
Lineage: Eukaryota; Metazoa; Mollusca; Gastropoda; Stylommatophora; Geomitridae
Source: the annotation of a GenBank genome assembly